GCCGCUUUCCUUCCAACUGCCUCGGCAGGAAUGGGUUCCGCUUCGUCUCGGCCGGGUCGGACUUGUAUCCCGGCCCUGAAUGCUUCGCUUUUUCAGCCGCCAGCGAGGAGGGCAAGGUGCGGGGAGGCCUCCCUUGCCGGGUCGAGUAGCGCUGCGGAACUGUUGUUUCUCGGAACUGGAUAGCUGCUUCUAGGCGGAGCUGGGAGAGCGAACACCCCGGGGCAAGAUGGCGGUCGGGCCUCGGCCGCUGCCCCGGGUUUGGCGGAACUCGGGGGUACUGGGCUGAAGCGGUGGCAGCUGCGGCCCCGGCCCCGAGCGCGGGGGCUUCCGGCGGAUAAAGGUCUACGGCCUGCGGGUAGCGAGUAGGAACAAGGCCGUCGGUUCUCCGGGUGGUGGGGCUGCGGACUCGGCCGAAGGUGGUUUGGGGCCAGCUCGGAGGGGCAGGUGCUGGGCGCUGGCCUCCGGGAGCCCGGGGAGUCUCUCCACCGCCCUCCCCACCUCGCAACAAACUUGGGGUGACAGAUCUUUACCAGCGGACUAAUGCUGGGAGAAAAAGACUUGUGGUUGACGAUACCGAGGAGAGACACCGGGGUUCGGGAAUCGCCCGCACCGGAGUUCGAAUCCUGUUCGGUUGCCGUGUGACCUUGGAAAACAGAGCAAGCUCUUUGGAGCGUGAAGCUGCCCUCAGCCGUGAGGCCUGCGCAGCAUCACUGAUGAUUACCUGACGUCUCUGCAGCACAAGCAGGUCCCCAGGGCGCGUGCAGCUCGCAGACAUGUUCACCGUGUCUCAGACCUCCAGAGCGUGGUUCAUCGACCGGGCCCGCCAGGCGCGGGAAGAGCGGCUGGUGCAGAAGGAGCGGGAACGCGCAGUCGUGGCCAUCCAGGCGCACGUGCGGAGCUUUCUCUGCCGGCGUCGCCUGCAGCGAGACAUCAGGAGAGAGAUCGAUGAGUUUUUUAAAGCAGAUGACGCUGGGUCCAGUAGAAGAAGUGCACUUUGUAUUUUUAAGAUUGCCAGGAAACUGCUGUUCUUAUUCAGAAUUAAAGAGGAUGAUGAGAGAUUCGAGAAGCUGUGUCGCAGCAUCCUGAGCAGCAUGGAUGCCGAGAACGAACCUAAGGUGUGGUAUGUGUCCCUGGCUCUUUCCAAGGAUCUCACCCUCCUGUGGAUUAAACAGAUCAAGGACAUUCUGUGGCACUGCUGUGAGUUUCUUGAGCAGCUCAAGCCUGAAAUCCUGCAAGCCUCCAGGCUCAUCACCCUGCACCUCACCAUGCUCGUCACCUUCACAGACACCGCAACGUGGAAAAUCCUGCGGGGAAAAGGUGAGAGCCUUCGGCCGGCCAUGAACCACAUGUGUGCGAAUAUAAUGGGACACCUCAACCAGCGCGGGCUCUACCCUGUGCUGCAGGUCUUGUUGACGCGAGGCCUGGCGAGACCACGGCCUUGCCUGUCCAAAGGCACUUUGACGGCGGCCUUUUCCCUGGCACUACGCCCUGUGAUUGCUGCCCAGUUUUCAGACAAUCUGAUUCGGCCAUUCCUCAUCCACAUCAUGUCCGUGCCUGCCCUUGUGACCCAUCUUGGCACGGUGACCCCAGAGCGUCUCACGGUUUUAGAAUCUCAUGACAUGCUUCGAAAAUUCAUCCUGUUCCUAAGAGACAAGGAUCGGUGCCGUGACGUCUGUGAGAGUUUAGAGGGAUGCCAUACCCUCUGUCUGAUGGGCAACCUCCUGCACCUGGGCUCCCGCAGCCCGCGCGUGCUGGAGGAGGAGACGGACGGCUUUGUGAGUCUGCUCACCCAGAUGCUGUGCUACUGCCAGAAGUACGUGGCCCAGAAGAAGUCCAACCUGACGCACUGGCACCCUGUCCUCGGCUGGUUCUCCCAAUCCGUGGAUUACGGGCUGAACGAGUCAAUGCACUUGGUAACCAAGCAGCUGCAGUCCCUGUGGGGGGUGCCCCUCAUCCGCAUCUUCUUCAGCGACAUCCUGAGCAAGAAGCUGCUGGAGAGCCAGGAGCCAGCCCACGCGCAGCCCGCGGCACCGCCAAACGUGCUUCCGGUGAAGAGUCUCCUGAAGCGUGCGUUUCAGAAGUCUGCAUCAGUUCGGAAUAUUCUCAGGCCCGUCGGGGGCAGGCGCGUCGACUCUGCAGAAGUACAGAAGGUUUGCAACAUCUGUGUCCUCUACCAGACCUCGCUGACGACACUCACCCAGAUCCGCCUGCAGAUCCUCACAGGUCUCACUUACCUUGAUGACCUGCUGCCCAAACUGUGGGCGUUUAUCUGUGAGCUAGGGCCCCACGGAGGGCUCAGGCUCUUCCUGGAGUGCCUGAACAAUGACACCGAGGAGUCCAAGCAGCUCUUGGCCAUGCUGAUGCUGUUCUGUGACUGCUGCCGGCACCUCAUCACCAUCCUCGAUGACAUUGAGCUUUAUGAAGAGCAGAUUUCCUUCAAGCUGGAAGAGCUGGUCACCAUCUCCUCUUUCCUGAACUCCUUUGUGUUCAAGAUGAUCUGGGAUGGAAUCGUAGAGACCGCCAAGGGCGAGACGCGGGAGCUGUUCCAGUCCGUCCACGGGUGGCUGAUGGUGCUGUACGAGCGGGACUGCCGGCGGCGCUUUGCCCCCGAGGACCACUGGCUGCGAAAGGAUCUCAAACCUAGCGUGCUCUACCAAGAACUCGACAAGGACAGGAAGCGGGCACAGCUGAUCCUGCAGUACAUCCCUCACGUGGUUCCACACAAAAACAGAGUUCUCCUGUUCCGCAACAUGGUUACCAAGGAGAAGGAGAAGCUGGGGCUUGUGGAAACCAGCUCCGCCUCCCCACACGUCACUCACAUCACUAUCCGCAGGUCCCGGAUGUUGGAGGACGGCUACGAGCAGCUGCGGCAGCUCUCCCAGCACGCCAUGAAGGGCGUGAUCCGUGUGAAGUUUGUCAACGACCUCGGGGUGGACGAGGCGGGCAUCGAUCAAGAUGGCGUCUUCAAGGAGUUCCUGGAAGAGAUCAUCAAGAGGGUCUUUGACCCGGCGCUCAACCUCUUCAAGACCACCAGUGGGGACGAGAGGCUGUACCCCUCGCCCACGUCCUACAUCCACGAGAAUUACCUGCAGCUCUUCGAGUUCGUGGGGAAGAUGCUCGGGAAGGCAGUGUAUGAGGGGAUCGUGGUGGACGUGCCCUUCGCCUCCUUCUUCCUGAGCCAGCUGCUCGGACACCACCACAGUGUCUUCUACAGCUCCGUGGAUGAACUUCCUUCUCUGGACUCGGAGUUCUAUAAAAACCUCACCUCCAUUAAGCGCUACGAUGGGGACAUCGCCGACCUGGGCCUGACACUGUCUUACGACGAGGACGUCAUGGGCCAGCUCGUGUGCCAUGAGCUGAUUCCUGGAGGGAAGACCAUCCCUGUCACAAAUGAGAACAAAAUUAGCUACAUCCAUUUGAUGGCUCAUUUUCGAAUGCACACUCAAAUAAAAAACCAGACAGCUGCCCUCAUCAGCGGCUUCCGGUCCAUCAUCAGACCCGAGUGGAUCCGAAUGUUCUCAGCCCCCGAGCUGCAGCGGCUCAUCUCCGGAGACAAUGCUGAAAUCGACCUGGAAGAUCUCAAGAAGCACACGGUGUACUACGGCGGUUUUCACGGGAGCCACAGAGUGAUCAUCUGGCUCUGGGAUAUCCUGGCCUCCGACUUCACGCCGGACGAGAGAGCCAUGUUCCUGAAGUUUGUGACGAGCUGCUCCAGGCCCCCGCUCCUGGGCUUCGCCUACCUCAAGCCUCCGUUCUCCAUCCGCUGUGUGGAAGUGUCGGAUGAUCAGGACACCGGGGACACCCUGGGCAGCGUCCUCCGGGGCUUCUUCACCAUCCGCAAGCGCGAGCCGGGCGGCCGGCUGCCCACCUCCUCCACCUGCUUCAACCUGCUGAAGCUGCCCAACUACAGCAAGAAGGGCGUGCUCCGGGAGAAGCUGCGCUACGCCAUCAGCAUGAACACGGGCUUCGAGCUCUCCUAGCCCCCGGCCCGCUGCAGCCAUGACGCCCCUGCGGCCUGCACACGACCCACACACUCCGGGUGGCGCCCGUGGCCACGGGCUCUUGGGAAUAAAGCUGCAGGUUCCACCCGCCCCGGUCCUCGGGUCCUCUGGUCCUCAGGUCCUCAUCCCAGGGCCUGGAAGCCGAGGCCUGGCCAUGGCCGAGGGGCUGCUUUCUGGAUGGUCAGGGUUUCUGUGAGUCUGUGUGCCCUCAUCCCCUGAGCGAGGUGCCUGUGAGAAGUCCAGGAACCCCAGGCCCCCCGAGCGGCUUCCACGCGGGGCUGUGUGCGCACGUGAGCGCCUCCGUUUCCAUGUCUGAAAACUACUCAGGUCAGGCCUCGCCAAGCCUCUAUGCACCCGUCAGCCUCUGCCUGUGUCUCUGGCCCGUCCUGCCCAGCCCCAGCCCGGCCCUCCUGCCGCUCCUCGGAGCCACGUGGUCCACCCCACGUUCCCCACCCCCUCAUGAGCCCUCAGCAGGCCGGGUCCCAUCCCAAGCUUUCCCGCGCCCAGAGCCUGCUGGCUUCCACGUCUGUCUGGGUAGGGGCUCCACUCCGUGGAAGGCAAACCCCCAAGAGGCGUGGGUCUUGCUGCCAGGCCUCCCUCAGCACUGGGAGCCCAGGCGCGCACUGCCCCGCCGGGCCCCUCCCCCGGGGCUGAGGGAGCAGUGUCCGUCUUCCCCCGGAUGGCGAGGCCUUCCUCCCGGCCCUGUGGGCGGCCUGUCUACCCUGCCCCACCUCAUGCUCCCGUGCGUGCCCCCACCAGACUGAAGCCGAUUGGAAGCCUCUGCCCUGUGGUGCCUGCUCCAGGCCCACUGCGCUCUUCAAGGCUGCAGAGCGUCCUCUAGCGAGAACCUGCGCGCUAGCGGCAAGACCGGCAAGACCCAGCAUCCCCGCAGCCCACCGCGGACUGAUGGGCUCUGGGGCACCAGGAUGCAAAGAUGGCGAGCGACUUAAAAGACAGGAAUUUGUUCGUAUUGAAGAUGUGUUCAUGACCUCUAACUGUGGGCUUUGCACUUUCUUUAACCCACCCUUGGCGCCUUCCAAGAGUUCUUCCGGACCUGUGUGCACUGAGCAAGUCUGUACAUAGAUGCUGGGGCCUGCACGGGGCCACAGGUCCCCAUCCUGAUUGGUGUCCCGAGAAGCCCAGCCAGUGCGAGUUUGGAGCGGGGGGGCUUCCAAGCUCAGCCUCACCUCCACCCAGCUCUCCCCUUGGCGGGGAGGUUGUGACUUCCCCGAGUUCUUCCCAGGAGCAGACGCCUGGGCUGAAUCCGUACUUUUCCGGCAGGCGCUGUCGGCUCCUGAUGGCUGGAAAGAGCUGAGGGCUCCCUUGUUUCUUGUCUUCUGCAUGGAGACGCGGGCAGAGGCUUUAUUAAAUUUGUACUUAGGCACCGUGGUUGCUCGUGGCCUUUCU
Molecule: messenger RNA, 5408 nt
Organism: Lepus europaeus (European hare)
Lineage: Eukaryota; Metazoa; Chordata; Mammalia; Lagomorpha; Leporidae
Gene: UBE3B
Product: ubiquitin protein ligase E3B
Exons: 28
Coding region: 774-3980 (1068 amino acids)
Biological process (GO): ubiquitin-dependent protein catabolic process; protein polyubiquitination
Molecular function (GO): ubiquitin protein ligase activity; protein binding
Source: RefSeq, a predicted model, not a curated record